AUGAACAACGAGCAGUUUCGAAGAUUACUGCUCAGCAAAAGCGCGAAGCCCUCCGAUGGGAGCUCCAAGUCCCCGGCCUCGGCGAGCCCUGGCGGCUCAAGCAACCUUGGAGCUCGCCAGAGGGCCAAUAUACCUAUGACCCCGCGCUCCGUCGGUCUAAACGCCAACGUAGAUUUUGCGCGACAAGUCGCCGAGAGAAACCGCGCCGUCAAUCCACAGAAGAAGUUCCGAUCGUCGGCCCCGAAGGGCGCGAGGCUCGCCGCCGGCUACGUGGAUCGUACAAAAUCGAGACAAGAAGAGGAAGACGAGAAAGAGGUCAGGAUAAAAGCCCUGGAAGAGGCGCUAAAGCACGAGGAGAUCGAUCAGGAAACGUUCGAGAAGUUACGGAACCAGAUCGCUGGUGGCGACCUUUCUACGACGCACAUGGUGAAGGGGCUUGAUUUCAAGCUCCUAGAGAGGAUAAGACGAGGCGAGGAUGUCUAUGGCGAUAGGAAAGCCUCGCAAGAUGCGACUAAAGAGGCGGCAGAGGAGGAAGAGGAGGAGGGGAAUCUUGAUGAAGAGCUUGACAAAGUGCUAGAGAGGGAAGUUACGGCCGUUGAGAAGGAGAAGCGUGAGAAGAAAGGCCAAUUAUCCACCGUAUCGCUAGCGCCGGGGAAGAAGCGGACACGAGAUCAGAUAUUAGCCGAGUUGAAGGCCGCCAGGUCAACAGUGAAGGAGCCAAAGGAGGAGUUAGGAGGGAGGUUUAAGAAGAUCAGUGCAAAACAACAACCGGGCACGCGGAUCGAGCGAGACAGCAAAGGAAGAGAGGUACUUAUAAUCGUGGAUGAAGAUGGCCACGAGAAGAGGAAGAUACGUAAAGUCUACGCCGGCGAGAAGGGCGAGGAGGCGCAAAAGGAGCUCCUACCAAUGCCUGACAAGAAUGCGAAGCCUCUAGGUAUGGAAGUACCAGAGAUCUAUCGGAAAAAGGAAGAACCAGAGGAUGAUGGAGAUAUCGAUAUAUUUGAUGAUGUUGGAGACGAUUACGACCCAUUAGCCGGAUUGGGUUCUGGUUCAGACGACGACUCAGAGGAGGAGGAGGAGGAGGAGGAGGAGGAGGAGGAGGAAGCCAAGGCGGCGAAGCCCAAAUCUACGCAGAAGGAGUCUAGCACGGCACCGUCUCAACCCUCGGGACCCAGAAACUACUUCAAAGACUCCAGGACCGGCCUCAUCUCACAAGAAGAGGUCAAGGCGCCAUCCUUGUCUGAUCCAACGAUCAUGGCAGCUCUCAAGAAGGCAGCCAGCCUUCACCCCAUAGGGAAAGGGGCAGAUGAUGGCGAAGUUAGCGAUGAGGAAGAAAAGGCCCGGCUCGAGCGGAGGCGGAAGCUUCUUGAAUCUACGGACCGCGACGCCGAAGAUCUCGACAUGGGCUUCGGCAUGAGCAGAUACGAAGACGAGGAAGACUUCGAGGAUAGGAACGACGCCUUUGCCAUCUUGCUGGCGGCCUACCAUCCGAACACGAGGCUGUUGGGCAUCUCUACAGUCUUUGGCAAUGCGCCACUCAGCAAGACGACAAACAACGCAUCCUCCGUCCUCACAGCCAUAGGUAAAGAAAAGGAGAUAUCCGUUUAUCCCGGCGCCCACAAACCCCUCAAACGCCCGCCCAUCCAACACGCAACCGACAUCCACGGCGAAUCCGGCAUCGACGGAACCUCCCUCCUACCAAAGGGCGAGGCGCAAGUCAACACGUCAACUCCUGCGCUCCGCGCCAUGGCCGAAGCCUUACUCAACGAGGCGCCCGGAACGGCGUGGCUUGUCGCGACGGGCUCGCUCACCAACGUCGCGGAGCUGCUGCAGGAGUAUCCUCAGAUCGCGGCGCACCUGGCGGGCCUGAGCAUCAUGGGAGGCGCUAUCGGCGGCGGGUUCUCGCGCGCUGUUAUGGGUGUUGUGAAUGGGGUGGCGCGCAUCGGGAAUUGGUCCCAGUGGGCCGAGUUUAACAUCUUUAUCGAUCCUGAGGCUGCGGCUUUGAUUUUUGGAAAUGAGGUGUUGAGUGAGAAGACGACUUUGGUGCCGCUGGAUUUGUCGCAUCAAGUAUUGGCGACCAAGGACGUGCAGAAGAUGCUGCUUUACGGCAAAGGCGCUGGGGCGCCAGCGGAGGGCAAGGGGAAAUCUAAGCUGAGGACGACGCUCGUGGAGCUCCUGUUCUUCUUCGCAAAGACAUACGAGGAUGUAUUUGGAAUCAAGGAAGGCCCACCUCUUCACGAUCCCCUCGCCGUCGCCGCCAUCCUAACAGGCAAGGAACACGAAAUCCCAUUUUAUGACUGGAAUUCCGACGGCGGUCCGGACAACAGGGAACGCUUCGACAUAUCUAUCGUGACUGAUGGCGAGUACGAAGACGCGCUGACGGGUAGCGAGCUCGGCCGCACGGUGGCCACUCGGAAAGAGCCCGGAGAGCCGGGUGUGAGAAUUCCGCGCAGCCUUGACAUUGAGGCUUUCUGGGAUGAGAUCGAGGCUUGCAUUGAGAGGGCGGAAAAGGCUCUGGAGAAGAGGUCACAAUCAUGA
Molecule: messenger RNA, 2538 nt
Organism: Scedosporium apiospermum
Lineage: Eukaryota; Fungi; Ascomycota; Sordariomycetes; Microascales; Microascaceae
Exons: 5
Coding region: 1-2538 (845 amino acids)
Biological process (GO): purine nucleoside catabolic process
Cellular component (GO): cytosol
Molecular function (GO): purine nucleosidase activity
Source: RefSeq, a predicted model, not a curated record